AUGACCCACACCGAGAAAGCUUUUGCUGAAAGAAACAUUUUUGAGUCUCGACAAGCUGUACGAAAAACGUUCCAUGACAAAACCGAUGUAAAAAGUUCGAAAACUGAUGAAACUGACUCUACACAAGUUAGUAGAUCAUUGUAUCAAUCUACGGAAGAAAGUAACUUAUUGAAAAUUCAAAGUACGCAAGACGUAAAUACACAAAAAAUGGUUUCUAAUAUCCCGUGGCGUAAACAAAGUCAAAUUAAACAAGAAACAACAGAAGAAAUCCUUGAAAUAAAACAUUGGAGAAAACCAAAACAAGAUACUAAACCAUCUACGGAAGAAAAAUCCAUAACGGAAGAUACUUCUAUUCUAAAAAUACAGGACGAUAUUGAAGAUGACAAAACCAAUAAAGAGAUUCUACAAGUUAAAACUUGGAGGAAACCUCGCGCUAAAGAUGAUUUAAAACAAACAGAGAAAGACAAAAUAGUUACUACAGAAGAUGUUAGUAUACUCAAAAUUCAGUCAGAAACAAAUGAAGAAAAAUCACAAAUGUUGGAAACAAAAUCUUGGAGAAAACCGCGACGCGAGGACAAACCUACCGAAACCACAUCAAUCGAGGAAGAUGUAUCAAUUAUGCAAAUUGAAAGAGAUGAGGAAAAGGAUCAAAAGCAAGUACCUCAGUGGAGAAAACCACGGGAUGAAAAGAAACCCAUAAGAGAGGAAAGAAAAGAUUCCAUACCUUGGACUGAAGAAAGCAUUAAACUGCGCCCAACUAAAGUGGAAAAAUCUUUGAUCGUGAAAGAAAAAAUAGAAGACGUUACUUUAAAACAAGUAAGGAAGGGAUCAAUAAAAAAGAUUGAUACUGAGGAAACUGAAGAACUAUUGAAAUAUGAAGAAGACACAGCGAUACUUAAAAUUGAGGACACGCAAGAAACUGAUGUACCGGUCUGGAGACGUCAGUCAAAGAAAUUGAAAGACGACACAGAUGCAGUUCUAGAUAAACAAGCGCCCGACGAAGAGAAAGCAUUGGAACUAAAACCCAUGAAAAAGAAACCAGUAGAUGAAGCCACGUCUGUAGAACCUAAGUGGUUAACUGGCAAAAGGCGACCGAAAGAAGAAGAACCGAAGGAAGAGGUGGUUCUUAAGCCAGUCCUAAGGCAAAAAGCACCUGAAGAAGAAAAACCGGAAGAAGUGACAUUAAAGCCCGUCAAAAAAGAGAAGGUAGUUGAAGAAGCUAAGCCCGAGGAACCUAAGUGGCCGACAGGCAGAAGGCGACCGAAGGAAGAAGAACCGAAGGAAGAGGUCGUUCUCAAACCAGUUCCAAAACAGAGAGCACCCGAAGAAGAAAAACCAGAAGAAGUAGCAUUGAAACCUGUCAAGAAAGAGAAGGUAGUUGAAGAAGCUAAGCCCGAAGAACCUAAGUGGCCGACAGGCAGAAGGCGACCAAAAGAAGAAGAACCGAAGGAAGAAGUGGUUCUCAAACCAGUUCCAAAACAGAAAGCACCCGAAGAAGAAAAACCAGAAGAAGUAGCAUUGAAGCCUGUCAAGAAAGAGAAGGUAGUUGAAGAAGCUAAGCUCGAGGAACCUAAGUGGCCUACAGGCAGAAGGCGACCCAAGGAAGAAGAACCGAAGGAAGAAGUGGUUCUCAAACCAGUUCCAAAACAGAAAGCACCCGAAGAAGAAAAACCAGAAGAAGUAGCAUUGAAGCCUGUCAAGAAAGAGAAGGUAGUUGAAGAAGCUAAGCCCGAGGAACCUAAGUGGCCGACAGGCAGAAGGCGACCCAAGGAAGAAGAACCGAAGGAAGAAGUGGUUCUCAAACCAGUUCCAAAACAGAAAGUACCCGAAGAAGAAAAACCAGAAGAAGUAGCAUUGAAGCCUGUCAAGAAAGAGAAGGUAGUUGAAGAAGCUAAGCCCGAGGAAUCUAAGUGGCCGACAGGCAGAAGGCGACCCAAGGAAGAAGAACCGAAGGAAGAAGUGGUUCUCAAACCAGUUCCAAAACAGAAAGUACCCGAAGAAGAAAAACCAGAAGAAGUAGCAUUGAAGCCUGUCAAGAAAGAGAAGGUAGUUGAAGAAGCUAAGCCCGAGGAACCUAAGUGGCCGACAGGCAGAAGGCGACCCAAGGAAGAAGAACCGAAGGAAGAAGUGGUUCUCAAACCAGUUCCAAAACAGAAAGCACCUGAAGAAGAAAAACCAGAAGAAGUAGCAUUGAAGCCUGUCAAGAAAGAGAAGGUGGUUGAAGAAGCUAAGCCCGAGGAACCUAAGUGGCCGACAGGCAGAAGGCGACCCAAGGAAGAAGAACCGAAGGAAGAAGUGGUUCUCAAACCAGUUCCUAAACAGAAAGUACCUGAAGAAGAAAAACCAGAAGAAGUCGCAUUGAAGUCUGUCAAGAAAGAGAAGGUAGUUGAAGAAGUUAAGACCGAGGAACCUAAGUGGCCGACAGGCAGAAGGCGACCCAAGGAAGAAGAACCGAAGGAAGAAGUGGUCCUUAAACCAGUUCCAAAACAGAAAGUACCCGAAGAAGAAAAACCAGAAGAAGUAGCAUUGAAACCUGUCAAGAAAGAGAAGGUAGUUGAAGAAGCUAAGCCCGAGGAACCUAAGUGGCCGACAGGCAGAAGGCGACCCAAGGAAGAAGAACCGAAGGAAGAAGUGGUUCUCAAACCAGUUCCAAAACAGAAAGUACCCGAAGAAGAAAAACCAGAAGAAGUAGCAUUGAAGCCUGUCAAGAAAGAGAAGGUAGUUGAAGAAGCUAAGCCCGACGAACCUAAGUGGCCGACAGGCAGAAGGCGACCAAAGGAAGAAGAGCCAAAGGAAGAGGUGGUUCUCAAACCAGUUCCAAAGCAGAAAGCACCCGAAGAAGAAAAACCAGAAGAAGUAGCAUUGAAACCUGUCAAGAAAGAGAAGUUAGUUGAAGAAGCUAAGCCCGAGGAACCUAAGCGGCCGACAGGCAGAAGGCGACCGAAGGAAGAAGAACCAAAGGAAGAGGUAGUUCUCAAACCAGUUCCAAAGCAAAAAGCACCUGAAGAAGAAAAACCAGAAGAAUUACAACUAAAGCCUGUCAAGAAAGAGAAGGUAGUUGAAGAAGUUAAGCCCGAGGAACCUAAGUGGCCGACAGGCAGAAGGCGACCAAAGGAAGAAGAACCAAAGGAAGAGGUAGUUCUCAAACCAGUUCCAAAGCAAAAAGCACCUGAAGAAGAAAAACCAGAAGAAUUACAACUAAAGCCUGUCAAGAAAGAGAAGGUAGUUGAAGAAGUUAAGCCCGAGGAACCUAAGUGGCCGACAGGCAGAAGGCGACCGAAGGAAGAAGAACCAAAGGAAGAGGUGGUUCUCAAACCAGUUCCAAAGCAGAAAGCACCCGAAGAAGAAAAACCAGUAGAAGUAGCAUUGAAGCCUGUCAAGAAAGAGAAGGUAGUUGAAGAAACUAAGCCCGAGGAACCUAAGUGGCCAACAGGCAAAAGGCGACCGAAGGAAGAAGAACCGAAGGAAGAGGUGGUUCUCAAACCAGUUCCAAAGCAGAAAGCACCCGAAGAAGAAAAACCAGAAGAAGUAGCAUUGAAGCCUGUCAAGAAAGAGAAGGUAGUGGAAGAAACUAAGCCCGAGGAACCUAAGUGGCCGACAGGCAAAAGGCGACCGAAGGAAGAAGAACCAAAGGAAGAGGUGGUGCUCAAACCAGUUCCAAAGCAGAAAGCACCCGAAGAAGAAAAACCAGAAGAAGUAGCAUUGAAGCCUGUCAAGAAAGAGAAGGUAGUUGAAGAAGUUAAGCCCGAGGAACCUAAGUGGCCGACAGGCAAAAGGCGACCAAAGGAAGAAGAACCAAAGGAAGAGGUGGUGCUCAAACCAGUUCCAAAGCAGAAAGCACCCGAAGAAGAAAAACCAGAAGAAGUAGCAUUGAAACCUGUCAAGAAAGAGAAGGUACUUGAAGAAACUAAGCCCGAGGAACCUAAGUGGCCAACAGGCAAAAGGCGACCGAAGGAAGAAGAGCCAAAGGAAGAGGUGGUUCUCAAACCAAUUCCAAAGCAGAAAGCACCAGAAGAAGAAAAACCAGAAGAAUUACAACUAAAGCCUGUCAAGAAAGAGAAAGUAGUUGAAGAAACUAAGCCCGAGGAACCUAAGUGGCCGACAGGCAAAAGGCGACCGAAGGAAGAAGAGCCGAAGGAAGAGGUGGUUCUCAAACCGGUUCCAAAGCAAAAAGCACCCGAAGAAGAAAAGCCCGAGAAAGUUACAUUAAAGCCUGUCUUAAAAGAGGAGCUGAUUGAAGAAGUCAUUGUUCAAGAAUCAGCUGUACGCACAGAUGAGCCAUCGGAAGAGAUUCAGGAAGAAACUACGACUAUAGUUAAAACAAAGAAAAUUAAGAAACAAAUCCAUAAGGAGAAAAAGAAAGAGGUCGGACCAUUCAUAAUAGAGCCACUCAAGGCUUUAAAUGUAUUGGAAAAUAGUACAUUACAAUUGAAAGUUGUGUAUGAGCCUGCUGAUAGCAAAGUGAAAUGGUAUCGCAACAAUCAACCACUAGAACAUAGCGAUGAAAGUGUAAUUCAUACUGAAAAUGGAACUUCAACGUUAAGAGUACCAGAUAUUAACAAAAAGAGAGUAGGAAAAUAUGAAGUAAUUGUAGAAAAAAAUAAUGUGAUCGUAAAAUCAGCAAGUUCAAUUAAACUGCUAAAAUCUUUAAAUGAAGACGAAAUCUCACCACCUGUUUUCAUUAAACCUAUAAGACCACAAAGGGUGAAUUUAGGCGAGAUAGUGUUGCUAGAAGCUGAAGUUGUAUCAAGUCCAACCGCCUCCUUCCAAUGGUUUAUAGAUACCAGAGAAGUAACAACAUAUGUUAAACAAAACAAAUUAACUAACAUAUAUGUAACAGACAGAGAUAAUACAUCGUGUCUGUGCAUUGAAAAUAUAAGUAAAGAUUUCUUAGGAGCUAUUACAUGUAGAGCAGAAAAUUUUGCGGGAUCAGUUUCGUGUUCUGCUUCACUGUUAGAACAACCAGAUAAAGAAAUGAGUGGGGAAGCACCUGUAGUUAUCACACCUUUAGAAUCUGUUAUUGUUAUGGAUGGUGAACCAAUUAAGCUUUCUUGUACAAUCAGUGGUCAACCAUGGCCUCAAAUAGAUUGGUAUCACAAUGAUGAACCUGUUCAAAGAGCUAGAGACAUAACAGUUGCGAGACAAGAAUCAGGCCUAUGUGAAUUAUGCAUUAAAGAAGCUUUCCCAGAAAUGUCAGGCUUAUACCGUUGUAUAGCUACGAAUGACUUUGGAAGUUGUAACUGCGAAUGUACUGUACACAUUGAAGCAUAUGAGUAUGUGCCAAGUGCAUCUGAAGAAGAUAUACUGAGCGAUGAGAAAACAAGCGACAUAGAAGAGUUUGCUCCACGUAUAGUAAAGGCAUUACCCACAGUGAUUACAACUACUGAAGGUGAACUAACCAGGCUUGAAGCGAGGGCUAUUGGUGUCCCCAAACCCCAAGUAAGGUGGCUUAAACAAGGUGUAGAGAUACUCCAGUCUCAGGAAUAUCAAAUAGAGGAAAUGGAAGAUGGUACCUCAAUAUUAAUUAUACCAGAAGUUUACCAAGAUGACACUGGAGAGAUAGUAUUUGAAGCCUUUAACCCACUAGGUGUAACGUCCACAAUUGCAGCACUUUCGGUUGAAAGUAUAAUUGGAACGAAGGAAUAUCGAAAACCAGAAUGGGUAACACACAUGGAAGAACUACAGGCAGCAUUGAAAGCAACACAAUCGGUUCCUACCUUCGUGAAAGAAAUUCUAGGCGAACGGGUUGAUGAAGAAGAAACUGUUACUUUUGAAGCUGUAUACAGUGGAAAUCCUACACCAGAAAUAAUUUGGUACAAAGACGACAAAGUCAUCAGAACUGAUGAACUUUAUAUUAUUGAAAACAAAGAUAACCGGACGACGUGUACAGUUAAAAAGUGCGUAAAAGCGUCAGAAGGAACAUACAUGUGUAAAGCAGUAAGUGAUAUUGGUAUGGCUAUCACUAAAGCUAAAUUGCAAGUAUAUGAUAGUGCAGACAAGUUAAGAAAAGCAAAACAUCUGAAACAGAAAGAUAAAAAAGAAAAAGUGGUUAAACGAGACGAAAAAGUAGUCAUUGAAGAAGUUUCAGAAACGGUUCAAGAAGAACCUAUUGAAAAACCAAAACCAAUUAAGAAAACUGAUAAACAGAAAGCAAAAACUGUAAUCAGUGAGGCUGAUUAUGUCGAAACUGUGGAUGUCGCGACUUAUAAAAAAGUUGACAAAAAGGAAAAAAUAGAACCUACUAAAGAGAAAGCUGAACCAAUCGUUACUCCACAGGAGUAUUUGAUAUCAACACACCCUGAAAAGGAAGAAAUGGUACAACCAUUUGAAGAAUCGUUUGAAACUGAAAAAGUUAUUAUUAAAAUGGUAGAGGGUGACUCACGUGUAGUUGCAGAAAUAAAUGAAUUAUUAGAAGUAAUUAAUGCUAAGGAGUUUGGCCCAGGAGAAUCGCCAUUAAGAGAAUUGGCAAAAAUUGGUUUCAUGAUGAGAAAGGGUCUCACUACAGAACAAAUAGAAAGCUUAUAUGAUUCGCAAUAUUUCCCAGCCUUAAGAGUUCCACAAUCUCAAUCAGCUUUAGUACGUUUAGUAGAAAGACAAGGGCAUGGUGCACUUAUCACUGAAGUACUUACGGAAGAAACUACACAAGACGAAGAUGUUAUUGCGGCAAAGGUUGGCUUCCGUGCUUUCUUGAAAAUGGUUGAGUUAAAACAUUCCUCGGUUGAAGAAGUCAUAGCGCAUUUCUAUCCUGAAGACUUUAAACCACGUUCCUGGGAACAAAAAGAAGCACAUGAGGUUGUUGUGGAGUCAUCGGCUGAACAGGUAGCGGAAGUACAUACAACGACAGUAAUAAAAGAUAUCAAAGAAAGAGAACAAGUCAAACGCAAAAAACACACUAAACAGAAAAAAAUUAUUGAUGAACUCCAGUCAGAAGAAAUAGCAGCGGAGGAGCAAAUUAACUUGAAACCAAUGCAUCCAAAAGAAAAGCAAGAACAUUAUGAUGAAGAUAAAACUGAUAUUCUUGAAAGUGAUGAGAUUCCAUACGUUUCUGCAGUUGCUACGGAUAUUUCCGAAAGUAAAGUUGAAAUAGUGCCUUCUAGUCAGGUGACACAUAUUCUGACUGAUAAGAUUGUUCCUGAUAUAAAAGCAAACUUAAAAUUAGAUACCAAUUAUUCUUUGAUUGCUGACGUACAUGAAAUACAUGAGAAAGAAACACAGUUACAGAUUAAAGAUAAUGUAAAAUUAAGUAUAAAGCCGUCAUUAAACGAAAUUGAACCUUUAGUAGUGACACAAAUCGAAACAAGCGGUUCUGUCGAUGACUAUCAGACAAGUAAAGGUACUGUCGGAAAUAUUGCAAGCAAAAGCGUUGUACCGUCGGAAUCAUUUGUUACAACAGAAACUCUCGCUAGUAUGACAACAUCAGACAUUAAAAAAGAAGGAAAACUUCCAGAAACGGCAAAAACUACUGUGUUACUCAAAGAUGCAAUUAAUAUUACGGAAGAAAUGGUAUCUUUGAAAGAAACCCCUCUACAUGAGUUACCAACAAAGAAAUCAAAUGCAACAGUUGCAUUUUCGCCUUUGGUAGGCCUAAACGUUCUAGAAAUUACUGAACAAAUAAAAGAAAGUAAUGUGGAAACUAUGAACAUUGAAAAAGCAGCAACGUCUAAACUAAAUUUCAAUUUAUUAGAAUCAUUACAAGUUGGUGAAGUAUUUGUUGAAGAUAAAUCAGGAAAAUAUUAUCCUGAAUUGAUAGUUCCCACUGAAAUGGCAAGGAAAGAUGUACUUGUCUCAAAUCAAGUUGUAACAGAAGUUCACAAUGUACAAGAGCGUGAAGGGCUUUUAUCGGCACUUAAAUUACCACCAGCGCAAGAGGCAAACGUAGAUAUUGCAUCCAAAGAUAGUUUAGUGGUAUCUGUCGAAGAACUACAUGAAAAAGAAGGAGAAUUUCCUAUAAAAGAAAUGCCAGCCCUAGUUUCUGUCAAUAAAGAUAUAAUGUUACUUUCUAGCCUACACAACACAGUCACCACUUCACAUAUUAAAGAAUCAGAAUUUAUCCCUGACGCUAUGAGUCUUAAAAAAGCCACUAUUGGUGUUAAUGAACUACAACAUAAAUUUAAUUUAGAAACAAACGUACAUGAUUCAGAGACACUUUUAGAAGAAACACGACCAAAUCUUGGUUCACGUGCUGAUAUUGCGAUAACAACUUUAGAUAAAAAUGUCGUGGAUGAAGUAAAUGUUCAUGAAAGUGAAAAAGAUCUCAUUUUGAAGGAUGAAAAAGUAACAGCCAAAGCAGAUUUAGAUUUCAAAGCUUUUGAACCUUUGAUUACAUCUGAAACAUUAGAAAUGACUUUUACUGAUGACAUAAAAACGUAUGAAAAUCCAAUAAAAGAUUCUGCAACUGAAUCUUUGAUAACAUCUAACGCUAAAAUUGUAUCAUAUCCUCUUAUACACGAUAAAGAAUCCACAGAAGAAUACACAUCGAAAAAACCCGAAGCUGUAGUAUCAUCGCUCGUACCUAGUAUACCAAUAACCGUUUCCGAAAUAGAAUCCUCGGAAUGUGAAAAUAAAUUGACUUUAAAUAAGAUUCCAGAUACGGUUAAUGCUCAAGCAGCAUCUAGUCAUCCUUUAAAAACUCCAAUUUCUCAAGAAAUAAAUACAGCUGAUCAAAUCAACUUCUUAGCCAAACAACCAAAUCUAACUGAAACAGCUUCAGAAUUAAGGGAUUUGCAAAAAGAAAUAACCGUUCUUCAAACAAACGUAGAGGACCAAAUUCAACAAUUGCAAGAAAAUAAAAUUCCCGAAAGUGAAGCUCAAGCUGUAUAUAUAGAGAAAGAAAGUUUGAAUGUUACAGAAGUAAUAACUAGCUUACGCGAACAAGGUUUGGAAAAAGAUGAAUCAAAGCCAAAUAUUUUCGCCAAGGUAGAAAUUGAUUCAGAUCGCAAAAUUGCGGUAGUUUCAGAAGUAAAUUCCCGUGAUACACUUUCGGAUCUUGCGCCGAUGAUUCCCAACCACGAGGAAGCACAUGUAUCUUCUAGUCAUUUAAUAUCUGUACAAAUAUCUCAGAAUGAACCUUUAGAUAGUCAAUCCGUCAUGCAAAAUGAUAAUAAACCUGAUUUUAAGUCCCUAAAACCUGAAAUAAUUCCAUCAGAAGAGAUUCUUAACAUCACAGAAACAGUGCAUCAUGAAAAAGAAAGUGAUUACGAUAAGGAUUCUAAGCCACAAACAUUUAAAGCAUCGACCGAUAUUGUUGGCAGGCCAGUUGCUGUAUUGUCAGAGGUUACAGUGGAUUCAUCUGUAGGUUUCACUGAUGUAGCUGCUAAAGAGGCCUUGAAAACCGCUAAUGUGCAAAAUAUUACGUAUAAUGAAUUGAUUGUUAAUACAACUGAUUAUAAUGAAAAAGAAGAUGAAUUAGAUGCUACUCUCAAAGUUAAUACAUUCUUAGCAUCAUUAAAUAUUGACUCAAACCAGGCUAUCUUAAUCGAAGAAAACAGAACAGAAAUGGUACCCGAGGCAUUGGAAGACAAAAGUAAUUUAUUGCACGCUACAGCCAAACAAGAAGCAACCGUAAUAGAAGCUAUAUCACAACAAGAAGUUAUGGUUCACUUAUCAGAAGAACAAUUUAUCAAGAAAGAUGCUGAUAAAUUAACACUACCGAAUAUAUCUUUAACAACCUUGCAAGCUCCCCUAUAUGAUGAAAGAAUAGCUAUAGAACAAGAAAAUACAUUACCUACUAGUAAAACACCUGACGAUCAACUAGCAGAGUUAUCUAUAAUUUGUCAACAAAGUUUACAAACUUCAGAAGUUGUUUCUCAUUCUGACAAUGUUGAGGAUAAAAACAGCUUAAUAAUGGAUUACAAAACGAUAUCACCAAAAAUUGACGAUGUAUAUACUAAAACCGCUUUUACUGAAGAAGUUAUCACCGGCGAGGUACUUGAAGAGUUCAAUAAUGAGAAAAUAGUAUUACAAAAUUCAAAUAUAACUCCUAUAUUUAAAAAUACAGUUCAACAAAUGGAAAUAGUAUUAGGCGAAAGCGAAACGUUAAUAAAUGAACAACCAGUUACAGCAUCAUCUAUAAGUGGUGACUUUACAGAAACUGAAGCUUUAAUAACCAGCUACACGGAAACAAUAGACAAAGAAAAAGCUUUAGAUGCUGAAGCAUUACAGCCAAAACGAGAUGCUUUAGUUGGUUUUGUUCCUUAUAGCAGUUCAAUUAAUACCGAGGUAAUAGCUUCAAGUACCGUCGAAAAUAUCAAAGAUAUUUCCUUCAAAACUUCCAAAGCUUUGCUAACGCAGGAUGAAUUACAAAAGAGACAUUUAGAGAGAACUGAAAUAUUGACUGCGGAAAAAGAAACAACUUUCACAGAGUCCAAAACAGAUAAAUAUAAGGCCACAGAAAAUAUUAUUGAAGCAACAGCUAAAGAAGUAACUGAAAUUGUCACUACAGAAAAAGAAAAUCAAUUCAUUCAGUCGUCAGAGCCUUUCAGUACAAGUGCUCUUUUCUCUGUAAAUGAAAAACAAUCUAUUCUAAGUACUGAAGUAAUAGUGAAUCAAGAUACUGAAGACCUUCUUACACCUAAAACUACAAAAACAUGUGCAGCAGCUACUCAUGGCCUACAAGUAGCUAUUGAAAAAAGUCAACCAUAUGUAUGUGAAUCAGAAGACAUUUAUGAAAAUGCAAUGCCGACUAUUCGAAAACCAACUGGUAUUAUAGAUGAACAAAAGUCAAUCGAUAUUACAGAAACAAUUGUUACAGAAGCCGAAACGAAAUUGGAAACCAAGACACCAAUUAAAGGUGAAACAGUUGCUUUAAGUGUUCAAAGUAAAAAUUACGUUAAUGUUACUCAAAUCACAUCAUCUGAUAAAGAAGAAGUUUUCCUACCAAAAGAGCUCCCAGACACUAAAUCAAUAACUCCUAUGCUAGAUGUACCAAUGCACACAGGUGUAGGUGUAAAUGAGACAACUGUAAAUGAAAAAGAAGAGUCGUUAGAAUCGCAGAGUGAAACUAAAUAUUCUCAAGUCGGUAUAAGCGUAGAACCCACCGAUUGUUUAAAUAUAUCAGAAAAUGUAUUUGCUGAAAAAGAAGACAUUUUAAAACAAACUACAUUGCCAAAAGCGGUUACUAAUAAUGUAAGCUUAACUACACAUAAGCAUGUAAAUAUAGAAGUAGCACAGGUAUCGGAAGUUGAAGAAAAUAUAGAUUUGUUUGAUAGUAAAAAAGAAGAAAUUGGUAAUGUUAGUGUAGAAUCAGUCAGACCAUUAUUCGUUCAAGAAACAAAAUACGAAGAAAGACCAACAGAAAUCAAUGCUAUGGAAAAAUUAAAGGGACACAUUCCCUCUGUUAAAUUAGAAGAAGGUCAGCAUCUAACUAUUACGGAAGUAGAAAUUACAGAGAAGGAACAGCUGAUAGAUAAUAAAGAAAUAACUUCAGUUAAGCAGGUUGAAGAAAGUUUCGUCGCUAAUUUACCAAUUCAAAUUGAAGAAAUCACUAUAAAGGAAUCAGAAACUACUUUGCCCAGUGAAACUACUCCACAAAAAGAAGUAUCAGGAAUUUCUAUCGAACCAAAACAACAUAUUACUGUAAUAAGUACUGUAGGAGAAGAGAAAGAGCACGACAUGAAGAUUGAAAAUGUUCCAAUUUUAGGUAAACACCAAGUGGAUAUUAAAUCCAUUGAUCAUAUUACUACAACGGAAACUGUACCGAUCGAAGAAUACGAAAUUUUACAAGAUGAAACUACCAAAGACGAAAAAGCUUUGCCAAAGCAAGCACCUUUAAGUGAAUUGAUUAACCUUCAACUACAGCCUAUUGAAACUUUAAAGAAUAUUGAUGUUAAUUUCAAACCCACUGAAGGUGAAAUUCGAUAUGAACUUGAACUACAUAAAAGUUACACUACUACUGAGAAUUUAAUUCAUGAAGUUUCUAAUGAGUUAACAAGUCGCGAUGACACAUAUAAAAAAGCCGACAAGACGAUUAAUGAAAUGAAAUCAGUUCAGCACUUGGAAAUCAUAACAGGAGAAAAACCGGAAUCUUUUGAAACUCUAGAUGAACAUAAAACAGAAAAGGCUGCAGAAAGCCACGUAGCACUGCAAGAAAUAUCAAAAAUGCAACCCGAUAUUAUUGAAAAAGUUGGAGAAUUACCUUUCUUUACCAAACCUGAAACAAAUACAGCCUCUUUUGAUGUUGAAACUUACAAGUCUUGUGUUGUAAGUGAAAAUGUAACACAAGAAACACCGUCCAACCUAAUAGUUACGAGUGAAUCAAUAAAAGAAAUAACAGAACAGUUCCUGGAAAUGAAACCAGUAGAACAAAUAGAAGUAAUAACAGGUGAAAAUACUUCUUCUUUAAAAUCAGAAGAUCAGAAAGAAACAAACAUUCUUGGAAAGCAUAUUGAAAUGAUUCCUAUAAAUCAAAGUUCCGUAGUAGUUCAUGAGAGAGAAAUUAAUACCAACUUUGAACAAUUACUACCUUUAGAAAAAGCAUCGAUAUCUUUGAGCACCAAAGAAAGUAUAUCGGUUGAUGAAGUAACACAAGAAGAUUCACCAGACACUUUCAAAUCAGAUCAAAUAAAACCUGUAAAAGCUGAAAAAUCUGUAACUUUAUUAACACACGUACAGUGCACUGAAAACGUUGCAGAAACUCAAGUAAAAGAAUUGGUAACACCAAAAACACAGACUGAAACCACCAAAAUCACACCCACAACUGUAACGCCGCUAAUAAUUACAGACAGUGAAAGUUUUCAACAUGAAACAGAGUUACACAUACCUGAAACCAAAAAGCAAAAAAUAAGUAAAAGCUUCACAGUGGCCAAUGAAAUCGAGGUUUCAACUGAAUUUAUCGAUGAACAAGCUUUACCAUACAUCGAAAAGGAGCCAUUGUUUUUGGAGAGUAAAACAACCACCACUGAAGAAGACCGUCAUGACAUUUUGAUUACAGAACAGGAUUCUCAAAUUCAUGAGGUGACACAAUCUUCAGCAAAAUCAUCCGAUGUAGAAGAAAGUGAAGAAAUCAUAACGAAGUUCGUGCAAGCCCCAGGUCAGUAUGAACCAAUACAAAUAAAAACAAAGCGAACAAUUUUGAGAAAAAAGAAAAGAACGAAGCAUAGUGAUUCUGAACAGGGCGACAUUGUAAUUGAAGAAACUUUAGAGGACGACGACGCGAAGACACCAAAGGUAGAUUUAAGUCAUGACUUAAAUAUUGUAGAAUACGAUGGAGAUGAGAUAAAUGAGACGGAUAUAACUGAAAAAAGCACAAUAGAAAUGCCCGAUGAAUUUUUGCCAAUACCUAAAAUGACAGCACAGGUUGAAAUCGAAGAAUUACUAGAAGAAAAGUCACCUAUAAUCGUUGAAGAAUUAAAUGACACUGACAACGAGGAACCUGCAAUGAGUAAAAAAUUACAGAAAAAACACACAAGAAAAGUAAUAAGCAAAGAUUCUCAGAUACUACAAGAAACAGAAGAGCUCCCAGACGAAACAAUUGUUGAGGAACCCACUGCACCUGAUGGUAAGCCCAAACAAAAGAAAAUUACUAAACGUAUAAUCAAAAAGAAGGUAGGUCCUAAUGUUGAAACCACAGAAAUCACCACAGAACAAACAGAUGACUCACAACCCAUUGUAACCGUACACAAAACCGAGGAAAAUAUCGACGAAACCAUCAAACCUCUUGAAGACUUACACAAACCUGACAAAGCCGAACCAGUCGAGGAACAACCCGAGACUGUUCAGGUCACACAAGUACGUACAGACACUGGAGACAUCAAAAAAGUCAAAACCACCAAACGUGUCAUCAAAAAGCAGAAGGGACCUAAGCGAGAAGUCACUGAAAUUACAACCGUCGAACAAGACGACGAAGCUCCGAUAACGACAGUCACAGUAACCGAAGAAACCACUCCAGAAGAAACGAAGCCCGUCGAAGUUGUGGAACUGCCUGAAGAAACGACUGUCGAAGAAUCCACUACACCAGACGGUAAGCCCAAACAAAAGAAAAUUACUAAACGCGUGAUCAAAAAGAAAGUAGGUCCGAAACUCGAAACAACAGAAAUUACCACUGAACAGACAGAUGACUCACAACCCAUUAUCACUGUACACAAAACAGAGGAAAUCGCUGACGAAACCACCAUACCUCUUGAAGACUUACACAAACCUGACAGACCCGAACCAGUCGAGGAACAACCCGAGACUGUUCAGGUUACACAAGUACGCACAGAAACUGGAGACAUCAAAAAAAUUAAAACCACCAAACGCGUCAUCAAAAAACAAAAAGGAACCAAGCAAGAAGUCACUGAAAUCACAACCGUCGAGAAAGAUGACGAAGCUCCUAUAACAACGGUCACAGUAAUCGAGCAAAAUACUCCAGAAGAAACGAAGCCUGUUAAAAUCGUUGAACUGCCUGAAGAAACGAUUUUCGAAGAAUCGACUACACCUGACGGUAAGCCCAAACAAAAGAAAAUUUCCAAACGCGUGAUCAAAAAGAAGGUAGGUCCAAAACUAGAAACAACAGAAAUCACCACAGAACAGACAGAUGACUCACAACCCAUUAUCACUGUACACAAAACAGAAGAAAUAGCUGAUGAAACGACUACACCUCUUGAAGACUUACACAAACCGGACAGAGCCGAACCAGUCGAGGAACAACCCGAGACUGUUCAGGUUACACAAGUACGCACAGAAACUGGAAACAUCCAAACAGUCAAAACUACCAAACGCGUCAUUAGGAAACAAAAGGGACCUAAGCAAGAAGUUACUGAAAUCACAACCGUCCAGAAAGGAGAUGAAGCCCCGAUAACGACAGUCACAGUAACCGAGACAAAGACUCCAGAAGAAACGAAGCCCGUCGAAGUCGUGGAACUGCCUGAAGAAACGACUGUCGAGGAAUCCACUACACCUGACGGUAAGCCAAAACAAAAGAAAAUUACUAAACGCAUAAUCAAAAAGAAAUUAGGUCCGAAACUCGAAACCACAGAAAUCACCACAGAACAGACAGAUGACUCACAACCCAUUAUCACUGUACACAAAACAGAGGAAAUCGCUGACGAAACCACAACACCUCUUCAAGACUUGGACAAACCUCACAGAGCGGAACCAGUCGAAGAACAACCCGAGACUGUUGAGGUUACAAAUGUACGUACAGAAACUGGAGACAUCAAAAAAGUCAAAACAACCAAACGCGUCAUUAAAAAACACAAAGGAGCCAAGCAAGAAAUCACUGAAAUCACAACCGUCGAACAAGACGACGAAGCUCCGAUAACCACAGUUACAGUAACCGAGGAAAAGACUCCAGAAGAAACGAAACCCGUCGAAAUCGUUGAGCUCCCUGAAGAAACGAUUGUCGAGGAAUCCACUGCACCUGAUGGUAAGCCAAAACAAAAGAAAAUUACCAAACGCGUCAUCAAAAAGAAGGUUGGUCCUAAAGUUGAAACCACAGAGAUCACCACAGAACAAACAGAUGAAUCACAUCCAGUUAUAACCGUGCACAAAACCGAGGAAAUUAUCGACGAAACCACCAAACCUCUUGAAGACUUACACAAACCUGACAAAGCCGAACCAGUCGAGGAACAACCCGAGACUGUUCAGGUUACACAAGUACGCACAGAAACUGGAGACAUCAAAACAGUCAAAACUACCAAACGCGUCAUUAGGAAACAGAAGGGACCUAAGCAAGAAGUUACUGAAAUCACAACCGUCGAACAAGACGACGAAGCUCCGAUAACGACGGUCACAGUAACCGAAGAAACCACUCCAGAAGAAACGAAGCCCGUCGAAGUCGUGGAAAUGCCUGAAGAAACGACUGUCGAGGAAUCCACUACACCUGACGGUAAGCCAAAACAAAAGAAAAUUACUAAACGCAUUAUCAAAAAGAAGGUAGGGCCGAAACUCGAAACCACAGAAAUCACCACAGAACAGACCGAUGACUUGCAACCCAUUAUCACUGUACACAAAACAGAAGAAAUCGCUGACGACACCACAACACCUCUUCAAGACUUGGACAAACCUGACAGAGCGGAACCAGUCGAGGAACAACCCGAGACUAUUGAGGUUACAAAUGUACGCACAGAAACUGGAGACAUCAAAAAAGUCAAAACCACCAAACGCGUCAUUAAAAAACACAAAGGAGCCAAGCAAGAAAUCACUGAAAUCACAACCGUCGAACAAGACGACGAAGCUCCGAUAACCACAGUUACAGUAACCGAGGAAAAGACUCCAGAAGAAACGAAGCCCGUCGAAAUCGUUGAGCUCCCUGAAGAAACGAUUGUCGAGGAAUCCACUGCACCUGACGGUAAGCCCAAACAAAAGAAAAUUACAAAACGCGUCAUCAAAAAGAAGGUUGGUCCUAAAGUUGAAACCACAGAGAUCACCACAGAACAAACAGAUGAAUCACAUCCAGUUAUAACCGUGCACAAAACCGAGGAAAUUAUCGACGAAACAACCAAACCUCUUGAAGACUUACACAAACCUGACAAAGCCGAACCAGUCGAGGAACAACCCGAGACUGUUCAGGUUACACAAGUACGCACUAAAAAUGGAGACAUUAAAAAAGUCAAAACCACCAAACGCGUCAUCAAAAAACAAAAGGGAGGCAAGCAAGAACUCACUGAAAUCACAACCGUCGAACAAGAUGACAAAGCUCCGAUAACUACGGUCACAGUAACCGAGGAAAGAACUCCAGAAGAAACGGAGCCCGUUGAAGUCGUUGAGCUCCCUGAAGAAACGAUUGUCGAAGAAUCCAGUGCUCCUGAUGGUAAGCCCAAACAAAAGAAAAUUACUAAACGCGUCAUCAAAAAGAAGGUAGGUCCGAAACUCGAAACCACAGAAAUCACCACAGAACAGACAGAUGACGCACAACCCAUUAUCACUGUACACAAAACAGAGGAAUUCACUGACGAAACCACCACACCUCUUGAAGACUUAAACAAACCUGACAGAGCCGAACCAGUCGAAGAACAACCCGAGACCGUUCAGGUUACACAAAUACGCACUGAAACCGGAGACAUCAAAAAAGUAAAAACCACCAAACGUGUCAUCAAAAAGCAGAAGGGACCAAAGCAAGAAGUCACUGAAAUCACAACCGUCGAGAAAGAUGAUGAAGCCCCGAUAACGACAGUCACAGUAACAGAAGAAAGAACUCCAGACGAGACUGAAGAAAUGAUGCCUGUUGAAGUUGUUGAACUACCUGAAGAAACGACAGUUGAGGAAAUCACAACUCCUGACGGUAAGCCCAAACAAAAGAAAAUUACUAAACGCGUCAUCAAAAAGAAGGAAGGUCCGAAACUCGAAACCACAGAAAUCACCACAGAACAGACAGAUGACUCACAACCCAUUAUCACUGUACACAAAACAGAGGAAUUCACUGACGAAACCACCACACCCCUUGAAGACUUACACAAACCUGACAGAGCCGAACCAGUCGAGGAACAACCCGAGACUGUUCAGGUCACACAAGUACGUACAGACACUGGAGACAUCAAAAAAGUCAAAACCACCAAACGUAUCAUCAAAAAGCAGAAGGGACCUAAGCGAGAAGUUACUGAAAUCACAACCGUCGAACAAGACGACGAAGCUCCGAUAACGACGGUCACAGUAACCGAAGAAACCACUCCAGAAGAGACGAAGCCCGUCGAAGUCGUGGAAAUGCCUGAAGAAACGACUGUCGAAGAAUCCACUGCUCCUGACGGUAAGCCUAAACAAAAGAAAAUUACUAAACGCAUUAUCAAAAAGAAGGUAGGUCCGAAACUCGAAACCACAGAAAUCACCACAGAACAAACAGAUGACGCACAACCCAUUAUCACUGUACACAAAAUAGAGGAAUUCACUGACGAAACCACCAAACCUCUUGAAGACUUACACAAACCUGACAGAGCCGAACCAGUCGAAGAACAACCCGAGACCGUUCAGGUUACACAAAUACGCACUGAAACCGGAGACAUCAAAAAAGUAAAAACCACCAAACGUGUCAUCAAAAAGCAGAAGGGACCUAAGCAAGAAGUCACUGAAAUCACAACCGUCGAACAAGACGACGAAGCUCCGAUAACGACAGUAACAGUAACCGAGGAAAAUACUCCAGAAGAAACAAAGCCCGUCGAAGUCGUGGAACUGCCUGAAGAAACGACUGUCGAGGAAUCCACUGCUCCUGACGGUAAGCCCAAACAAAAGAAAAUUACUAAACGCGUCAUCAAAAAGAAGGUAGGUCCGAAACUCGAAACUACAGAAAUCACCACAGAACAGUCUGAUGACUCACAACCCAUUAUCACUGUACACAAAACAGAGGAAUUCACUGACGAAACCACCACACCUCUUGAAGACUUACACAAACCUGACAGAGCCGAACCAGUCGAGGAACAACCCGAGACUGUUCAGGUCACACAAGUACGUACAGACACUGGAGACAUCAAAAAAGUCAAAACCACCAAACGUAUCAUCAAAAAGCAGAAGGGACCUAAGCGAGAAGUAACUGAAAUCACAACCGUCGAACAAGACGACGAAGCUCCGAUAACGACGGUCACAGUAACCGAAGAAACCACUCCAGAAGAGACGAAGCCCGUCGAAGUCGUGGAACUGCCUGAAGAAACGACUGUCGAAGAAUCCACUGCUCCUGACGGUAAGCCCAAACAAAAGAAAAUUACUAAACGCGUCAUCAAAAAGAAGGUAGGUCCGAAACUCGAAACUACAGAAAUCACCACAGAACAGUCUGAUGACUCACAACCCAUUAUCACUGUACACAAAACAGAGGAAUUCACUGACGAAACCACCACACCUCUUGAAGACUUACACAAACCUGACAGAGCCGAACCAGUCGAGGAACAACCCGAGACUGUUCAGGUCACACAAGUACGUACAGACACUGGAGACAUCAAAAAAGUCAAAACCACCAAACGUAUCAUCAAAAAGCAGAAGGGACCUAAGCGAGAAGUUACUGAAAUCACAACCGUCGAACAAGACGACGAAGCUCCGAUAACGACGGUCACAGUAACCGAAGAAACCACUCCAGAAGAGACGAAGCCCGUCGAAGUCGUGGAACUGCCUGAAGAAACGACUGUCGAAGAAUCCACUGCUCCUGACGGUAAGCCCAAACAAAAGAAAAUUACUAAACGCGUCAUCAAAAAGAAGGUAGGUCCGAAACUCGAAACUACAGAAAUCACCACAGAACAGUCUGAUGACUCACAACCCAUUAUCACUGUACACAAAACAGAGGAAUUCACUGACGAAACCACCACACCUCUUGAAGACUUACACAAACCUGACAGAGCCGAACCAGUCGAGGAACAACCCGAGACUGUUCAGGUCACACAAGUACGUACAGACACUGGAGACAUCAAAAAAGUCAAAACCACCAAACGUAUCAUCAAAAAGCAGAAGGGACCUAAGCGAGAAGUUACUGAAAUCACAACCGUCGAACAAGACGACGAAGCUCCGAUAACGACGGUCACAGUAACCGAAGAAACCACUCCAGAAGAGACGAAGCCCGUCGAAGUCGUGGAACUGCCUGAAGAAACGACUGUCGAAGAAUCCACUGCUCCUGACGGUAAGCCCAAACAAAAGAAAAUUAUUAAACGCGUCAUCAAAAAGAAGGUAGGUCCGAAACUCGAAACUACAGAAAUCACCACAGAACAGUCUGAUGACUCACAACCCAUUAUCACUGUACACAAAACAGAGGAAUUCACUGACGAAACCACCACACCUCUUGAAGACUUACACAAACCUGACAGAGCCGAACCAGUCGAGGAACAACCCGAGACUGUUCAGGUCACACAAGUACGUACAGACACUGGAGACAUCAAAAAAGUCAAAACCACCAAACGUGUCAUCAAAAAGCAGAAGGGACCUAAGCGAGAAGUCACUGAAAUCACAACCGUCGAACAAGACGACGAAGCCCCGAUAACGACGGUCACAGUAACCGAAGAAACCACUCCAGAAGAAACGAAGCCCGUCGAAGUCGUGGAACUGCCUGAAGAAACGACUGUCGAAGAAUCCACUGCUCCUGACGGUAAGCCCAAACAAAAGAAAAUUACUAAACGCGUUAUCAAAAAGAAGGUAGGUCCGAAACUCGAAACCACAGAAAUCACCACAGAACAGACAGAUGACGCACAACCCAUUAUCACUGUACACAAAACAGAGGAAUUCACUGACGAAACCACCACACCUCUUGAAGACUUACACAAACCUGACAGAGCCGAACCAGUCGAGGAACAACCCGAGACUGUUCAAGUUACACAAGUACGUACAGACACUGGAGACAUCAAAAAAGUCAAAACCUCCAAACGUGUCAUCAAAAAGCAGAAGGGACCUAAGCGAGAAGUCACUGAAAUCACAACCGUCGAACAAGACGACGAAGCUCCGAUAACGACGGUCACAGUAACCGAAGAAACCACUCCAGAAGAAACGAAGCCCGUCGAAGUCGUGGAACUGCCUGAAGAAACGACUGUCGAAGAAUCCACUGCUCCUGACGGUAAGCCCAAACAAAAGAAAAUUACUAAACGCGUUAUCAAAAAGAAGGUAGGUCCGAAACUCGAAACCACAGAAAUCACCACAGAACAGACAGAUGACGCACAGCCCAUUAUCACUGUACACAAAACAGAGGAAUUCACUGACGAAACCACCACACCUCUUGAAGACUUACACAAACCUGACAGAGCCGAACCAGUCGAGGAACAACCCGAGACUGUUCAGGUCACACAAGUACGUACAGACACCGGAGACAUCAAAAAAGUCAAAACCACCAAACGUGUCAUCAAAAAGCAGAAGGGACCUAAGCAAGAAGUCACUGAAAUCACAACCGUCGAACAAGACGACGAAGCUCCGAUAACGACGGUCACAGUAACCGAGGAAAGAACUCCAGAAGAAACAAAGCCCGUCGAAGUCGUGGAACUGCCUGAAGAAACGACUGUCGAAGAAUCCAGUGCUCCUGACGGUAAGCCCAAACAAAAGAAAAUUACUAAACGCGUCAUCAAAAAGAAGGUAGGCCCGAAACUCGAAACCACAGAAAUCACCACAGAACAGACAGAUGACUCACAACCCAUUAUCACUGUACACAAAACAGAGGAAUUCACUGACGAAACCACCACACCCCUUGAAGACUUACACAAACCUGACAGAGCCGAACCAGUCGAGGAACAACCCGAGACUGUUCAAGUUACACAAAUACGCACUGAAUCUGGCGACGUCAAAAAAGUCAAAACAACCAAACGCGUCAUUAAGAAACAGAAGGGACCUAAGCAAGAAGUCACUGAAAUCACAACCGUCGAACAAGACGACGAAGCUCCGAUAACGACGGUCACAGUAACCGAGGAAAGAACUCCAGAAGAAACAAAGCCCGUCGAAGUCGUGGAACUGCCUGAAGAAACGACUGUCGAAGAAUCCACUGCUCCUGACGGUAAGCCCAAACAAAAGAAAAUUACUAAACGCGUCAUCAAAAAGAAGGUAGGUCCGAAACUCGAAACAACAGAAAUUACCACUGAACAGACAGAUGACUCACAACCCAUUAUCACUGUACACAAAACAGAGGAACUCACUGACGAAACCACCACACCCCUUGAAGACUUACACAAACCUGACAGAGCCGAACCAGUCGAGGAACAACCCGAGACUGUUCAAGUUACACAAAUACGCACUGAAUCUGGCGACAUCAAAAAAGUCAAAACAACCAAACGCGUCAUUAAGAAACAGAAAGGACCUAAGCAAGAAGUCACUGAAAUCACAACCGUCGAACAAGACGACGAAGCUCCGAUAACGACGGUCACAGUAACCGAGGAAAAUACUCCAGAAGAAACAAAGGCCGUCGAAGUCGUGGAACUGCCUGAAGAAACGACUGUCGAAGAAUCCACUGCUCCUGACGGUAAGCCCAAACAAAAGAAAAUUACUAAACGCGUCAUCAAAAAGAAGGUAGGUCCGAAACUCGAAACCACAGAAAUCACCACAGAACAGACAGAUGACUCACAACCCAUUAUCACUGUACACAAAACAGAGGAACUCACAGACGAAACCACCACACCCCUUGAAGACUUACACAAACCUGACAGAGCCGAACCAGUCGAGGAACAACCCGAGACUGUUCAAGUUACACAAAUACGCACUGAAUCUGGCGACGUCAAAAAAGUCAAAACAACCAAACGCGUCAUUAAGAAACAGAAGGGACCUAAGCAAGAAGUCACUGAAAUCACAACCGUCGAACAAGACGACGAAGCUCCGAUAACGACGGUCACAGUAACCGAGGAAAGAACUCCAGAAGAAACAAAGCCCGUCGAAGUCGUGGAACUGCCUGAAGAAACGACUGUCGAGGAAUCCACUGCUCCUGACGGUAAGCCCAAACAAAAGAAAAUUACUAAACGCGUUAUCAAAAAGAAGGUAGGUCCGAAACUCGAAACCACAGAAAUCACCACAGAACAGACAGAUGACGCACAACCCAUUAUCACUGUACACAAAACAGAGGAAUUCACUGACGAAACCACCACACCUCUUGAAGACUUACACAAACCUGACAGAGCCGAACCAGUCGAGGAACAACCCGAGACUGUUCAGGUCACACAAGUACGUACAGACACUGGAGACAUCAAAAAAGUCAAAACCAUCAAACGUGUCAUCAAAAAGCAGAAGGGACCUAAGCAAGAAGUCACUGAAAUCACAACCGUCGAACAAGACGACGAAGCUCCGAUAACGACGGUCACAGUAACCGAGGAAAGAACUCCAGAAGAAACAAAGCCCGUCGAAGUCGUGGAACUGCCUGAAGAAACGACUGUCGAAGAAUCCACUGCUCCUGACGAACAGACAGAUGACUCACAACCCAUUAUCACUGUACACAAAACAGAGGAAUUCACUGACGAAACCACCACACCUCUUGAAGACUUACACAAACCUGACAGAGCCGAACCAGUCGAGGAACAACCCGAGACUGUUCAGGUCACACAAGUACGUACAGACACCGGAGACAUCAAAAAAGUCAAAACCACCAAACGUGUCAUCAAAAAGCAGAAGGGACCUAAGCAAGAAGUCACUGAAAUCACAACCGUCGAACAAGACGACGAAGCUCCGAUAACGACGGUCACAGUAACCGAGGAAAGAACUCCAGAAGAAACAAAGCCCGUCGAAGUCGUGGAACUGCCUGAAGAAACGAUUGUCGAAGAAUCCACUGCUCCUGACGGUAAGCCCAAACAAAAGAAAAUUACUAAACGCGUCAUCAAAAAGAAGGUAGGCCCGAAACUCGAAACCACAGAAAUCACCACAGAACAGACAGAUGACUCACAACCCAUCAUCACUGUACACAAAACAGAGGAAUUCACUGACGAAACCACCACACCUCUUGAACACUUACACACAGUAGAAAAAGCUGAACCGGUCGAGGAACAACCCGAGACCGUUCAAGUCACACAAAUACGCACUGAAAAUGGCGACGUCAAAAAAGUUAAAACCACCAAACGUGUCAUCAAAAAACAGAAGGGACCUAAGCAAGAAGUCACUGAAAUCACAACUGUCGUGAAAGAUGAUGAAGCCCCGAUAACGACGGUCACAGUAACCGAAGAAACCACUCCAGAAGAAAUGAAGCCCGUCGAAGUCGUGGAACUGCCUGAAGAAACGACUGUCGAAGAAUCCACUGCUCCUGACGGUAAGCCCAAACAAAAGACAAUUACUAAACGCGUCAUCAAAAAGAAGCUAGGUCCGAAACUCGAAACCACAGUAAUCACCACAGAACAGACAGAUGACUCACAACCCAUUAUCACUGUACACAAAACAGAGGAAAUCACUGACGAAACCACCACACCUCUUGAACACUUACACAUACCAGAAAAGGCUGAACCAGUCGAGGAACAACCCGAGACAGUUCAAGUCACACAAACACGUACUGAAACUGGCGACGUUAAAAAAAUCAAAACUACAAAACGUGUCAUCAAAAAGCAGAAGGGAGCGAAGCAAGAAGUUACGGAAAUCACAACCGUCGAACAAGACGACGAAGCUCCGAUAACUACAGUAACAGUUACCGAGAAAACUCCAGAAGAAACAAAGCCCGUCGAAGUCGUGGAACUGCCUGAAGAAACGACUGUCGAGGAAUCCACUGCUCCUGACGGUAAGCCCAAACAAAAGAAAAUUACUAAACGCGUCAUCAAAAAGAAGGUAGGUCCGAAACUCGAAACCACAGAAAUCACCACAGAACAGACAGAUGACUCACAACCCAUUAUCACUGUACACAAAACAGAGGAACUCACUGACGAAACCACCACACCUCUUGAACACUUACACACAGUAGAAAAAGCUGAACCGGUCGAGGAACAACCCGAGACCGUUCAAGUCACACAAAUACGCACUGAAAAUGGCGACGUCAAAAAAGUUAAAACCACCAAACGUGUCAUCAAAAAACAGAAGGGACCUAAGCAAGAAGUCACUGAAAUCACAACUGUCGUGAAAGAUGAUGAAGCCCCGAUAACGACGGUCACAGUAACCGAAGAAACCACUCCAGAAGAAAUGAAGCCCGUCGAAGUCGUGGAACUGCCUGAAGAAACGACUGUCGAAGAAUCCACUGCUCCUGACGGUAAGCCCAAACAAAAGACAAUUACUAAACGCGUCAUCAAAAAGAAGGUAGGUCCGAAACUCGAAACCACAGUAAUCACCACAGAACAGACAGAUGACUCACAACCCAUUAUCACUGUACACAAAACAGAGGAAAUCACUGACGAAACCACCACACCUCUUGAACACUUACACAUACCAGAAAAGGCUGAACCAGUCGAGGAACAACCCGAGACAGUUCAAGUCACACAAACACGUACUGAAACUGGCGACGUUAAAAAAAUCAAAACUACAAAACGUGUCAUCAAAAAGCAGAAGGGAGCGAAGCAAGAAGUUACGGAAAUCACAACCGUCGAACAAGACGACGAAGCUCCGAUAACUACAGUAACAGUUACCGAGGAAAAGACUCCAGAAGAAACAAAGCCCGUCGAAGUCGUGGAACUGCCUGAAGAAACGACUGUCGAGGAAUCCACUGCUCCUGACGGUAAGCCCAAACAAAAGAAAAUUACUAAACGCGUCAUCAAAAAGAAGGUAGGCCCGAAACUCGAAACCACAGAAAUCACCACAGAACAGACAGAUGACUCACAACCCAUUAUCACUGUACACAAAACAGAGGAAUUCACUGACGAAACCACCACACCCCUUGAAGACUUACACAAACCUGACAGAGCCGAACCAGUCGAGGAACAACCCGAGACUGUUCAGAUUACACAAGUACGUACAGACACCGGAGACAUCAAAAAAAUCAAAACCACAAAACGUGUCAUCAAAAAGCAGAAGGGACCGAAGCAAGAAGUAACUGAAAUCACAACCGUCGAACAAGACGACGAAGCUCCGAUAACGACGGUCACAGUAACCGAAGAAAGAACUCCAGAAGAAACGGAGCCCGUCGAAGUCGUGGAACUGCCUGAAGAAACGACUGUCAAAGAAUCCACUGCUCCUGACGGUAAGCCCAAACAAAAGAAAAUUACUAAACGCGUCAUCAAAAAGAAGGUAGGUCCGAAACUCGAAACCACAGAAAUCACCACAGAACAGACAGAUGACUCACAACCCAUUAUCACUGUACACAAAACAGAGGAACACACAGACGAAACCACCACACCCCUUGAAGACUUACACAAACCUGACAGAGCCGAACCAGUCGAGGAACAACCCGAGACUGUUCAAGUUACACAAAUACGCACUGAAUCUGGCGACGUCAAAAAAGUCAAAACAACCAAACGCGUCAUUAAGAAACAGAAGGGACCUAAGCAAGAAGUCACUGAAAUCACAACCGUCGAACAAGACGACGAAGCUCCGAUAACGACGGUCACAGUAACCGAGGAAAGAACUCCAGAAGAAACAAAGCCCGUCGAAGUCGUGGAACUGCCUGAAGAAACGACUGUCGAGGAAUCCACUGCUCCUGACGGUAAGCCCAAACAAAAGAAAAUUACUAAACGCGUUAUCAAAAAGAAGGUAGGUCCAAAACUCGAAACCACAGAAAUCACCACAGAACAGACAGAUGACUCACAACCCAUUAUCACUGUACACAAAACAGAGGAACUCACAGACGAAACCACCACACCCCUUGAAGACUUACACAAACCUGACAGAGCCGAACCAGUCGAGGAACAACCCGAGACUGUUCAGGUCACACAAGUACGUACAGACACCGGAGACAUCAAAAAAGUCAAAACCACCAAACGUGUCAUCAAAAAGCAGAAGGGACCUAAGCAAGAAGUCACUGAAAUCACAACCGUCGAACAAGACGACGAAGCUCCGAUAACGACGGUCACAGUAACCGAGGAAAGAACUCCAGAAGAAACAAAGCCCGUCGAAGUCGUGGAACUGCCUGAAGAAACGACUGUCGAAGAAUCCAGUGCUCCUGACGGUAAGCCCAAACAAAAGAAAAUUACUAAACGCGUCAUCAAAAAGAAGGUAGGUCCGAAACUCGAAACCACAGAAAUCACCACAGAACAGACAGAUGACUCACAACCCAUUAUCACUGUACACAAAACAGAGGAACUCACAGACGAAACCACCACACCCCUUGAAGACUUACACAAACCUGAUAGAGCCGAACCAGUCGAGGAACAACCCGAGACUAAGGGACCUAAGCAAGAAGUCACUGAAAUCACAACACGAACAAGACCACGAAGCUCCGAUAACGACGGUCACAGUAACCAGGAAAGAACUCCAGAAGAAACAAAGCCCGUCGAAGUCGUGGAACUGCCUGAAGAAACGACUGUCGAGGAAUCCACUGCUCCUGACGAAGGUAGGUCCCGAAACUCGAAACCACAGAAAUCACCACAGAACAGACAGAUGACUCACAACCCAUUAUCACUGUACACAAAACAAGGAACUCACAGACGAAACCACCACACCCUUGAAGACUUACACAAACCUGACAGAGCCGAACCAGUCGAGGAACAACCGAGACUGUUCAAAAGGGACCUAAGCAAGAAGUCACUGAAAUCACACCGUCGAACAAGACGACGAAGCCCCGAUAACGACGGUCACAGUAACCGAGGAAAGAACUCCAGAAGAAACAAGCCCGUCGAAGUCUGGGAACUGCCUGAAAAACGACUGUCGAAGAAUCCACUGCUCCUGACGACAGAUGACUCACAACCCAUUAUCACUGUACACAAAACAGAGGAAAUCACUGACGAAACCACCACACCCCUUGAAGACUUACACAAACCUGACAGAGCCGAACCAGUCGAGGAACAACCCGAGACUGUUCAGGUCACACAAGUACGUACAGACACCGGAGACAUCAAAAAAGUCAAAACCACCAAACGUGUCAUCAAAAAGCAGAAGGGACCUAAGCAAGAAGUCACUGAAAUCACGACCGUCCAACAAGACGACGAAGCUCCAAUAACCACAGUCAUUGUUACCGAGGAAAAGACUCCAGAAGAAACGGAGCCCGUCGAAGUCGUCGAACUGCCUGAAGAAACGACUGUCGAGGAAUCCACUGCUCCUGACGGUAAGCCCAAACAAAAGAAAAUUACUAAACGCGUCAUCAAAAAGAAGGUAGGUCCGAAACUCGAAACCACAGAAAUCACCACAGAACAGACAGAUGACUCACAACCCAUUAUCACUUCGAGAACAACCCGAGACUGUUCAAGUUACACAAAUACGCACUGAAUCUGGCGACGUCAAAAAAGUCAAAACAACCAAACGCGUCAUUAAGAAACAGAAGGGACCUAAGCAAGAAGUCACUGAAAUCACAACCGUCGAACAAGACGACGAAGCUCCGAUAACGACGGUCACAGUAACCGAGGAAAGAACUCCAGAAGAAACAAAGCCCGUCGAAGUCGUGGAACUGCCUGAAGAAACGACUGUCGAGGAAUCCACUGCUCCUGACGGUAAGCCCAAACAAAAGAAAAUUACUAAACGCGUUAUCAAAAAGAAGGUAGGUCCGAAACUCGAAACCACAGAAAUCACCACAGAACAGACAGAUGACUCACAACCCAUUAUCACUGUACACAAAACAGAGGAACACACUGACGAAACCACCACACCUCUUGAACACUUACACACAUUACAAAAAGCUGAACCAGUCGAGGAACAACCCGAGACUGUUCAGGUUACACAAUUACGCACUGAAUCUGGCGACGUUAAAAAAGUCAAAACUACCAAACGCGUCAUUAAAAAACAGAAGGGACCUAAGCAAGAAGUUACUGAAAUCACAACCGUCGAACAAGAUGACGAAGCUCCGAUAACGACGGUCACAGUAACCGAGGAAAGAACUCCAGAAGAAACAAAGGCCGUCGAAGUCGUGGAACUGCCUGAAGAAACGACUGUCGAAGAAUCCACUGCUCCUGACGGUAAGCCCAAACAAAAGAAAAUUACUAAACGCGUCAUCAAAAAGAAGGUAGGUCCGAAACUCGAAACCACAGAAAUCACCACAGAACAGACAGAUGACUCACAACCCAUUAUCACUGUACACAAAACAGAGGAAUUCACUGACGAAACCACCACACCUCUUGAAGACUUACACAAACCUGACAGAGCCGAACCAGUCGAGGAACAACCCGAGACUGUUCAGAUUACACAAGUACGUACAGACACCGGAGACAUCAAAAAAAUCAAAACCACAAAACGUAUCAUCAAAAAGCAGAAGGGACCGAAGCAAGAAGUUACUGAAAUCACAACCGUCGAACAAGACGACAAAGCUCCGAUAACGACGGUCACAGUAACCGAGGAACGAACUCCAGAAGAAACGGAGCCCGUCGAAGUCGUGGAACUGCCUGAAGAAACGACUGUCGAGGAAUCCACUGCUCCUGACGGUAAGCCCAAACAAAAGAAAAUUACUAAACGCAUUAUCAAAAAGAAGGUAGGCCCGAAACUCGAAACCACAGAAAUCACCACAGAACAGACAGAUGACUCACAACCCAUUAUCACUGUACACAAAACAGAGGAACACACUGACGAAACCACCACACCUCUUGAACACUUACACACAUUACAAAAAGCUGAACCAGUCGAGGAACAACCCGAGACUGUUCAGGUUACACAAUUACGCACUGAAUCUGGCGACGUUAAAAAAGUCAAAACUACCAAACGCGUCAUUAAAAAACAGAAGGGACCUAAGCAAGAAGUUACUGAAAUCACAACCGUCGAACAAGAUGACGAAGCUCCGAUAACGACGGUCACAGUAACCGAGGAAAGAACUCCAGAAGAAACAAAGCCCGUCGAAGUCGUGGAAAUGCCUGAAGAAACUACUUUCGAGGAAUCCACUGCUCCUGACGGUAAGCCCAAACAAAAGAAAAUUACUAAACGCGUCAUCAAAAAGAAGGUAGGUCCGAAACUCGAAACCACAGAAAUCACCACAGAACAGACAGAUGACUCACAACCCAUUAUCACUGUACACAAAACAGAGGAACACACUGACGAAACCACCACACCUCUUGAACACUUACACACAUUACAAAAAGCUGAACCAGUCGAGGAACAACCCGAGACUGUUCAGGUCACACAAUUACGCACUGAAUCUGGCGACGUUAAAAAAGUCAAAACUACCAAACGCGUCAUUAAAAAGCAGAAGGGACCGAAGCAAGAAGUUACUGAAAUCACAACCGUCGAACAAGACGACAAAGCUCCGAUAACGACGGUCACAGUAACCGAGGAACGAACUCCAGAAGAAACGGAGCCCGUCGAAGUCGUGGAACUGCCUGAAGAAACGACUAAGGUAGGUCCGAAACUCGAAACCACAGAAAUCACCACAGAACAGACAGAUGACUCACAACCCAUUAUCACUGUACACAAAACAGAGGAAUUCACUGAGGAAACCACCACACCUCUUGAAGACUUACACAAACCUGACAGAGCCGAACCAGUCGAAGAACAACCCGAGACUGUUCAGAUUACACAAGUACGUACAGACACCGGAGACAUCAAAAAAAUCAAAACCACAAAACGUAUCAUCAAAAAGCAGAAGGGACCGAAGCAAGAAGUUACUGAAAUCACAACCGUCGAACAAGACGACAAAGCUCCGAUAACGACGGUCACAGUAACCGAGGAACGAACUCCAGAAGAAACAAAGCCCGUCGAAGUCGUGGAACUGCCUGAAGAAACGACUGUUGAGGAAUCCACUGCUCCUGACGGUAAGCCCAAACAAAAGAAAAUUACUAAACGCGUUAUCAAAAAGAAGGUAGGUCCGAAACUCGAAACCACAGAAAUCACCACAGAACAGACAGAUGACUCACAACCCAUUAUCACUGUACACAAAACAGAGGAAUUCACUGACGAAACCACCACACCUCUUGAAGACUUACACAAACCUGACAGAGCCGAACCAGUCGAGGAACAACCCGAGACUGUUCAGGUCACACAAGUUCGCACUGAAACCGGAGACGUACAAAAGGUUAAAACCACUAAACGCGUCAUUAAAAAACCGAAAGGAACCAAACAAGAGAUAACCGAAAUCACAACCAUCGAGAAGGACGACGAAGCUCCUAUCACGACUGUUACGGUCACUGAGCAAGAGGCUCCUGAAGAAAUAGAAGACGAGCCCGUUAAAGUCGUCGAGUUGCCUGAGGAAACCUCCGUCGAGGAGACCACGACGCCAGACGGUAAGAAAGUACAAAAGAAAGUUAUCAAACGCGUUAUCAAAAAGAAGGUAGGCCCUAAAGUAGAAACCACACACAUCACCACAGAACAGACAGAUGACUCACAACCCAUUAUCACUGUACACAAAACAGAGGAAUUCACUGACGAAACCACCACACCUCUUGAAGACUUACACAACCUGGCAGCCGAACCAGUUGAGGAACAAUCCGAGACUGUCCAGGUUACACAAGUUCGCACUGAAACCGGAGACGUACAAAAGGACGACGAAGCUCCUAUCACGACUGUUACGGUCACUGAGCAAGAGGCUCCUGAAGAAAUAGAAGACGAGCCCGUUAAAGUCGUCGAGUUGCCUGAGGAAACCUCCGUCGAGGAGACCACGACGCCAGACGGUAAGAAAUACACACCAAACACGAAUACACUGAUGAGACCACACCUCUUGAAGAGUUACACAAACCCAAAAGCCGAGCCAGUCGAGGAACAACCCGAGACUGUUCAGGUCACACAAGUUCGCACUGAAACCGGAGACGUACAAAAGGUUAAAACGACUAAACGCGUCAUUAAAAAACCGAAGGGACCCAAACAAGAGAUAACCGAAAUCACAACCAUCGAGAAGGACGACGAAGCUCCUAUCACGACUGUUACGGUCACUGAGCAAGAGGCUCCUAAAGAAAUAGAAGACGACGUUAAAGUCGUCGAGCUGCCUGAGGAAACCUCCGUCGAGGAGACCACGACGCCAGACGGUAAGAAAGUACAAAAGAAAGUUAUCAAACGCGUUAUCAAAAAGAAGGUAGGCCCUAAAGUAGAAACCACACAUAUCACCACAGAACACACUGACGACACACAACCCAUCAUCACAGUACACACCACACACGAAUACACUGAUGAGACCACCACACCUCUUGAAGAGUUACACAAACCCCAAAAAGCCGAACCAGUCGAGGAACAACCCGAGACUGUUCAGGUUACACAAGUUCGCACUGAAACCGGAGACGUACAAAAGGUUAAAACCACUAAACGCGUCAUUAAAAAACCGAAGGGACCCAAACAAGAGAUAACCGAAAUCACAACCAUCGAGAAGGACGACGAAGCUCCUAUCACGACUGUUACGGUCACUGAGCAAGAGGCUCCUGAAGAAAUAGAAGACAAGCCCGUUAAAGUCGUCGAGUUGCCUGAGGAAACCUCCGUCGAGGAGACCACGACGCCAGACGGUAAGAAAGUACAAAAGAAAGUUAUCAAACGCGUUAUCAAAAAGAAGGUAGGCCCUAAAGUAGAAACCACACACAUCACCACAGAACAGACGGAUGACUCACAACCCAUUAUCACUGUACACAAAACAGAGGAAUUCACUGACGAAACCACCACACCUCUUGAAGACUUACACACACCUGGCAGAGCCGAACCAGUUGAGGAACAACCCGAGACUGUCCAGGUUACACAAGUUCGCACUGAAACCGGAGACGUACAAAAGGUUAAAACCACUAAACGCGUCAUUAAAAAACCGAAAGGACCCAAACAAGAGAUAACCGAAAUCACAACCAUCGAGAAGGACGACGAAGCUCCUAUCACGACUGUUACGGUCACUGAGCAAGAGGCUCCUGAAGAAAUAGAAGACGAGCCCGUUAAAGUCGUCGAGUUGCCUGAGGAAACCUCCGUCGAGGAGACCACGACGCCAGACGGUAAGAAAGUACAAAAGAAAGUUAUCAAACGCGUUAUCAAAAAGAAGGUAGGCCCUAAAGUAGAAACCACACACAUCACCACAGAACACACUGAUGACACACAACCCAUCAUCACAGUACACACCAAACACGAAUACACUGAUGAGACCACCACACCUCUUGAAGAGUUACACAAACCCCAAAAAGCCGAGCCAGUCGAGGAACAACCCGAGACUGUUCAGGUCACACAAGUUCGCACUGAAACCGGAGACGUACAAAAGGUUAAAACGACUAAACGCGUCAUUAAAAAACCGAAGGGACCCAAACAAGAGAUAACCGAAAUCACAACCAUCGAGAAGGACGACGAAGCUCCUAUCACGACUGUUACGGUCACUGAGCAAGAGGCUCCUGAAGAAAUAGAAGACGAGCCCGUUAAAGUCGUCGAGCUGCCUGAGGAAACCUCCGUCGAGGAGACCACGACGCCAGACGGUAAGAAAGUACAAAAGAAAGUUAUCAAACGCGUUAUCAAAAAGAAGGUAGGCCCUAAAGUAGAAACCACACACAUCACCACAGAACAGACGGAUGACUCACAACCCAUUAUCACUGUACACAAAACAGAGGAAUUCACUGACGAAACCACCACACCUCUUGAAGACUUACACACACCUGGCAGAGCCGAACCAGUUGAGGAACAGCCCGAGACUGUCCAGGUUACACAAGUUCGCACUGAAACCGGAGACGUACAAAAGGUUAAAACCACUAAACGCGUCAUUAAAAAACCGAAGGGACCCAAACAAGAGAUAACCGAAAUCACAACCAUCGAGAAGGACGACGAAGCUCCUAUCACGACUGUUACGGUCACUGAGCAAGAGGCUCCUGAAGAAAUAGAAGACGAGCCCGUUAAAGUCGUCGAGCUGCCUGAGGAAACCUCCGUCGAGGAGACCACGACGCCAGACGGUAAGAAAGUACAAAAGAAAGUUAUCAAACGCGUUAUCAAAAAGAAGGUAGGCCCUAAAGUAGAAACCACACAUAUCACCACAGAACACACUGACGACACACAACCCAUCAUCACAGUACACACCACACACGAAUACACUGAUGAGACCACCACACCUCUUGAAGAGUUACACAAACCCCAAAAAGCCGAACCAGUCGAGGAACAACCCGAGACUGUUCAGGUUACACAAGUUCGCACUGAAACCGGAGACGUACAAAAGGUUAAAACCACUAAACGCGUCAUUAAAAAACCGAAGGGACCCAAACAAGAGAUAACCGAAAUCACAACCAUCGAGAAGGACGACGAAGCUCCUAUCACGACUGUUACGGUCACUGAGCAAGAGGCUCCUGAAGAAAUAGAAGACGAGCCCGUUAAAGUCGUCGAGUUGCCUGAGGAAACCUCCGUCGAGGAGACCACGACGCCAGACGGUAAGAAAGUACAAAAGAAAGUUAUCAAACGCGUUAUCAAAAAGAAGGUAGGCCCUAAAGUAGAAACCACACACAUCACCACAGAACAGACGGAUGACUCACAACCCAUUAUCACUGUACACAAAACAGAGGAAUUCACUGACGAAACCACCACACCUCUUGAAGACUUACACACACCUGGCAGAGCCGAACCAGUUGAGGAACAACCCGAGACUGUCCAGGUUACACAAGUUCGCACUGAAACCGGAGACGUACAAAAGGUUAAAACCACUAAACGCGUCAUUAAAAAACCGAAGGGACCCAAACAAGAGAUAACCGAAAUCACAACCAUCGAGAAGGACGACGAAGCUCCUAUCACGACUGUUACGGUCACUGAGCAAGAGGCUCCUGAAGAAAUAGAAGACGUGCCCGUUAAAGUCGUCGAGUUGCCUGAGGAAACCUCCGUCGAGGAGACUACGACGCCAGACGGUAAGAAAGUACAAAAGAGAGUUAUCAAACGCGUUAUCAAAAAGAAGGUAGGCCCUAAAGUAGAAACCACACACAUCACCACAGAACACACUGAUGACACACAACCCAUCAUCACAGUACACACCACACACGAAUACACUGAUGAGACCACCACACCUCUUGAAGAGUUACACAAACCCCAAAAAGCCGAGCCAGUCGAGGAACAACCCGAGACUGUUCAGGUCACACAAGUUCGCACUGAAACCGGAGACGUACAAAAGGUUAAAACUACUAAACGCGUCAUUAAAAAACCGAAGGGACCCAAACAAGAGAUAACCGAAAUCACAACCAUCGAGAAGGACGACGAAGCUCCUAUCACGACUGUUACGGUCACUGAGCAAGAGGCUCCUGAAGAAAUAGAAGACGAGCCCGUUAAAGUCGUCGAGUUGCCUGAGGAAACCUCCGUCGAGGAGACCACGACGCCAGACGGUAAGAAAGUACAAAAGAAAGUUAUCAAACGCGUUAUCAAAAAGAAGGUAGGCCCUAAAGUAGAAACCACACACAUCACCACAGAACACACUGAUGACACACAACCCAUCAUCAUAGUACACACCACACACGAAUACACUGAUGAGACCACCACACCUCUUGAAGAGUUACACAAACCUCAAAAAGCCGUGCCAGUCGAGGAACAACCCGAGACUGUCCAGGUCACACAAGUUCGCACUGAAACCGGAGACGUACAAAAGGUUAAAACCACUAAACGCGUCAUUAAAAAACCGAAGGGACCCAAACAAGAGAUAACCGAAAUCACAACCAUCGAGAAGGACGACGAAGCUCCUAUCACGACUGUUACGGUCACUGAGCAAGAGGCUCCUGAAGAAAUAGAAGACGUGCCCGUUAAAGUCGUCGAGUUGCCUGAGGAAACCUCCGUCGAGGAGACCACGACGCCAGACGGUAAGAAAGUACAAAAGAGAGUUAUCAAACGCGUUAUCAAAAAGAAGGUAGGCCCUAAAGUAGAAACCACACACAUCACCACAGAACACACUGAUGACACACAACCCAUCAUCACAGUACACACCACACACGAAUACACUGAUGAGACCACCACACCUCUUGAAGAAUUACGCAAACCUCAAAAAGUCGUGCCAGUCGAGGAACAACCCGAGACUGUUCAGGUUACACAAGUUCGCACUGAAACCGGAGACGUACAAAAGGUUAAAACCACUAAACGCGUCAUUAAAAAACCGAAGGGACCCAAACAAGAGAUAACCGAAAUCACAACCAUCGAGAAGGACGACGAAGCUCCUAUCACGACUGUUACGGUCACUGAGCAAGAGGCUCCUGAAGAAAUAGAAGACGAGCCCGUUAAAGUCGUCGAGCUGCCUGAGGAAACCUCCGUCGAGGAGACCACGACGCCAGACGGUAAGAAAGUACAAAAGAAAGUUAUCAAACGCGUUAUCAAAAAGAAGGUAGGCCCUAAAGUAGAAACCACACACAUCACCACAGAACACACUGAUGACACACAACCCAUCAUCACAGUACACACCACACACGAAUACACUGAUGAGACCACCACACCUCUUGAAGAGUUACACAAACCUCAAAAAGCCGUGCCAGUCGAGGAACAACCCGAGACUGUCCAGGUCACACAAGUUCGCACUGAAACCGGAGACGUACAAAAGGUUAAAACGACUAAACGCGUCAUUAAAAAACCGAAGGGACCCAAACAAGAGAUAACCGAAAUCACAACCAUCGAGAAGGACGACGAAGCUCCUAUCACGACUGUUACGGUCACUGAGCAAGAGGCUCCUGAAGAAAUAAAAGACAAGCCCGUUAAAGUCGUCGAGUUGCCUGAGGAAACCUCCGUCGAGGAGACCACGACGCCAGACGGUAAGAAAGUACAAAAGAAAGUUAUCAAACGCGUUAUCAAAAAGAAGAUAGGCCCUAAAGUAGAAACCACACACAUCACCACAGAACAGACGGAUGACUCACAACCCAUUAUCACUGUACACAAAACAGAGGAAUUCACUGACGAAACCACACCUCUUGAAGACUUACACACACCUGGCAGAGCCGAACCAGUUGAGGAACAGCCCGAGACUGUCCAGGUUACACAAGUUCGCACUGAAACCGGAGACGUACAAAAGGUUAAAACCACUAAACGCGUCAUUAAAAAACCGAAGGGACCCAAACAAGAGAUAACCGAAAUCACAACCAUCGAGAAGGACGACGAAGCUCCUAUCACGACUGUUACGGUCACUGAGCAAGAGGCUCCUGAAGAAAUAGAAGACGAGCCCGUUAAAGUCGUCGAGUUGCCUGAGGAAACCUCCGUCGAGGAGACCACGACGCCAGACGGUAAGAAAGUACAAAAGAAAGUUAUCAAACGCGUUAUCAAAAAGAAGGUAGGUCCUAAAGUAGAAACCACACACAUCACCACAGAACACACUGAUGACACACAACCCAUCAUCACAGUACACACCACACACGAAUACACUGAUGAGAUCACCACACCUCUUGAAGAGUUACACAAACCCCAAAAAGCCGAACUAGUCGAGGAACAACCCGAGACUGUUCAGGUUACACAAGUUCGAACUGAAACCGGAGACGUACAAAAGGUUAAAACCACUAAACGGGUUAUUAAAAAACCGAAAGGACCCAAACAAGAGAUAACCGAAAUCACAACCAUCGAGAAGGACGACGAAGCUCCUAUCACGACUGUUACGGUCACUGAGCAAGAGGCUCCUGAAGAAAUAGAAGACGAGCCCGUUAAAGUCGUCGAGUUGCCUGAGGAAACCUCCGUCGAGGAGACCACGACGCCAGACGGUAAGAAAGUACAAAAGAAAGUUAUCAAACGCGUUAUCAAAAAGAAGGUAGGCCCUAAAGUAGAAACCACACACAUCACCACAGAACAGACGGAUGACUCACAACCCAUUAUCACUGUACACAAUACAGAGGAAUUCACUGACGAAACCACCACACCUCUUGAAGACUUACACACACCUGGCAGAGCCGAACCAGUUGAGGAACAACCCGAGACUGUCCAGGUUACACAAGUUCGCACUGAAACCGGAGAUUUACAAAAGGUUAAAACCACUAAACGCGUCAUUAAAAAACCGAAGGGACCCAAACAAGAGAUAACCGAAAUCACAACCAUCGAGAAGGACGACGAAGCUCCUAUCACGACUGUUACGGUCACUGAGCAAGAGGCUCCUGAAGAAAUAGAAGACGAGCCCGUUAAAGUCGUCGAGUUGCCUGAGGAAACCUCCGUCGAGGAGACCACGACGCCAGACGGUAAGAAAGUACAAAAGAAAGUUAUCAAACGCGUUAUCAAAAAGAAGGUAGGUCCUAAAGUAGAAACCACACACAUCACCACAGAACACACUGAUGACACACAACCCAUCAUCACAGUACACACCACACACGAAUACACUGAUGAGAUCACCACACCUCUUGAAGAGUUACACAAUCCUCAAAAAGCCGAACUAGUCGAGGAACAACCCGAGACUGUUCAGGUUACACAAGUUCGCACUGAAACCGGAGACGUACAAAAGGUUAAAACCACUAAACGCGUCAUUAAAAAACCGAAAGGACCCAAACAAGAGAUAACCGAAAUCACAACCAUCGAGAAGGACGACGAAGCUCCUAUCACGACUGUUACGGUCACUGAGCAAGAGGCUCCUGAAGAAAUAGAAGACGAGCCCGUUAAAGUCGUCGAGCUGCCUGAGGAAACCUCCGUCGAGGAGACCACGACGCCAGACGGUAAGAAAGUACAAAAGAAAGUUACCAAACGCGUUAUCAAAAAGAAGGUAGGCCCUAAAGUAGAAACCACACACAUCAUCACAGAACACACUGAUGACACACAACCCAUCAUCACAGUACACACCACACACGAAUACACUGAUGAGAUCACCACACCUCUUGAAGAGUUACACAAACCCCAAAAAGCCGAACUAGUCGAGGAACAACCCGAGACUGUUCAGGUUACACAAGUUCGAACUGAAACCGGAGACGUACAAAAGGUUAAAACCACCAAACGCGUUAUUAAAAAACCGAAAGGACCCAAACAAGAGAUAACCGAAAUCACAACCAUCGAGAAGGACGACGAAGCUCCUAUCACGACUGUUACGGUCACUGAGCAAGAGGCUCCUGAAGAAAUAGAAGACGAGCCCGUUAAAGUCGUCGAGUUGCCUGAGGAAACCUCCGUCGAGGAGACCACGACGCCAGACGGUAAGAAAGUACAAAAGAAAGUUAUCAAACGCGUUAUCAAAAAGAAGGUAGGCCCUAAAGUAGAAACCACACACAUCACCACAGAACACACUGAUGACACACAACCCAUCAUCACAGUACACACCACACACGAAUACACUGAUGAGACCACCACACCUCUUGAAGAGUUACACAAACCCCAAAAAGCCGAACCAGUCGAGGAACAACCCGAGACUGUUCAGGUCGCACAAGUUCGCACUGAAACCGGAGACGUACAAAAGGUUAAAACCACUAAACGCGUCAUUAAAAAACCGAAGGGACCCAAACAAGAGAUAACCGAAAUCACAACCAUCGAGAAGGACGACGAAGCUCCUAUCACGACUGUUACGGUCACUGAGCAAGAGGCUCCUGAAGAAAUAGAAGACGAGCCCGUUAAAGUCGUCGAGCUGCCUGAGGAAACCUCCGUCGAGGAGACCACGACGCCAGACGGUAAGAAAGUACAAAAGAAAGUUAUCAAACGCGUUAUCAAAAAGAAGGUAGGCCCUAAAGUAGAAACCACACACAUCACCACAGAACACACUGAUGACACACAACCCAUCAUCACAGUACACACCACACACGAAUACACUGAUGAGACCACCACACCUCUUGAAGAGUUACACGAACUUCAAAAAGCCGUGCCAGUCGAGGAACAACCCGAGACUGUCCAGGUCACACAAGUUCGCACUGAAACCGGAGACGUACAAAAGGUUAAAACGACUAAACGCGUCAUUAAAAAACCGAAGGGACCCAAACAAGAGAUAACCGAAAUCACAACCAUCGAGAAGGACGACGAAGCUCCUAUCACGACUGUUACGGUCAUUGAGCAAGAGGCUCCUAAAGAAAUAGAAGACGAGCCCGUUAAAGUCGUCGAGCUGCCUGAGGAAACCUCCGUCGAGGAGACCACGACGCCAGACGGUAAGAAAGUACAAAAGAAAGUUAUCAAACGCGUUAUCAAAAAGAAGGUAGGCCCUAAAGUAGAAACCACACACAUCACCACAGAACACACUGAUGACACACAACCCAUCAUCACAGUACACACCACACACGAAUACACUGAUGAGACCACCACACCUCUUGAAGAGUUACACAAACCCCAAAAAGCCGAACCAGUCGAGGAACAACCCGAGACUGUUCAGGUUACACAAGUUCGCACUGAAACCGGAGACGUACAAAAGGUUAAAACCACUAAACGCGUCAUUAAAAAACCGAAGGGACCCAAACAAGAGAUAACCGAAAUCACAACCAUCGAGAAGGACGACGAAGCUCCUAUCACGACUGUUACGGUCACUGAGCAAGAGGCUCCUGAAGAAAUAGAAGACGUGCCCGUUAAAGUCGUCGAGCUGCCUGAGGAAACCUCCGUCGAGGAGACCACGACGCCAGACGGUAAGAAAGUACAAAAGAAAGUUAUCAAACGCGUUAUCAAAAAGAAGGUAGGCCCUAAAGUAGAAACCACACACAUCACCACAGAACACACUGAUGACACACAACCCAUCAUCACAGUACACACCACACACGAAUACACUGAUGAGACCACCACACCUCUCAUGCAUUUACACAAACCUAAAAAUCGAAAUCAGUCGAGGAAGAACCCGAAUUUUCAGGUUACAAAUAUGCACCAAGGUUACCGAACCGAACCGUAUUUAUUUUCUUACAAAAUUAACACGUUCGCUGUGCAUGACCCACGGGUGGGGCAUAUCGAGUUGCUAAUUGUACCUCUACGUGCAUGA
Molecule: messenger RNA, 40042 nt
Organism: Spodoptera littoralis (African cotton leafworm)
Lineage: Eukaryota; Metazoa; Arthropoda; Insecta; Lepidoptera; Noctuidae
Source: the annotation of a GenBank genome assembly